AUGUUCGGAGAUAGGAGUAGGGUUGAGAAAGUGGCCAUAGUUGAGAAUGGAGAGGCGAUGCUCCCCAAAGAGUUGGUGGCGAUGGCGCUUGGUCUCCCCAAUGUACUGUUUUGCAUUCAUUGAGAUAGAUAAGGUUUUUGGAUUUACAGUUUAAGGGGUCAUGUAUAGGUCGUUUCUCUUUGGUGGAGGUGAAGGUGUAGUUGGCUUGGCCUUGUUUUAAAAAUGGACAGGUAAGGCAGCGUGGAUGAUUGCAUUUUGAAACGUCGGGAGAUGUUUUUUUUUUCUCAGUGACAUCUUAUACCUAAAGGUCGGUUCUGAUUUAGAUCUAGUUAUAGACAUAACAUUGCAUCUAUCCAAUGUCAGUGAUAGGGUCAGUUUCAUUUGAAAGAUGACUUCAUCCUGGGAGCUCAGAACAUCACGAUACAUUACAGCAUCAUCAGUAAACAGCUUUAUCUUGGAAUUCUGGUUGCAAGCAAUGUCAUUUAAAUAAACGAUGAACAGAAAGGGACCAAGCACCGUGUCUUGGGGAACACCAGAUGUGACAUCAACCCAAUCUGAUUUUGCACCAUUUACAUGGACACGUUGGGAGCGGCCAAGAAGGAAGGGCUUGAUCCAUUCCAGGGUUUUAUUUCGAAUACAGUAGUGGUGAAGCUUGUGUAGUAGCCCCUGCUGAGGGACACUAUCAAAAGCUUUUGCAAAAAUCUAACAGAAGAACAUUAGUUCUUGUACGCCUGUCCAGAGAGGAGAACCAAUCAUCUAGAACGGUUAUCAGUUGGGUUAAGGUAGAAAAGCCUUUGCGAAAUCCAUGCUGAUGGGGUAUUAUGAUGUCGUUGGUGGAGAAAUACUUUGACAUGGAGUUUAAACCAAUGUGUUCCAUAACUUUUCAGGAAAUGCAGGUCAACGAAAUGGGUCUGUAAUUUUUAGGAAGAGAUUUGUCACCCUUUUUAUAGAUAGGAGUGACCACUGCUCUCUUCCAAUGUCCUGGUACGCAUGAGAAGUCAUACGAUUGUUGAAAAAUCCUUCAUUUUGUAACACAGCAGCACAAUGAUGAGCAAAACUUUUUAAGAAUCCAAGGAGAAAUUUGAUCUGGUUCUGGGACUUUCCUAGAGCUGUUUUUCAAUUCCAGUAACUACGAAAGCCGAGGAGGGUCUUCCGACUUCCGACUUCCUAUUUCCAACUUCCGACUUCCAACUUCCGACUUCUAACUUCCGACUUCCAACUUGACUCCUCUGUCAGGCUCGAUUGCCGCUCGAUCCGCCACGCGGGUAUUAAUGCUCAAGGUCAAGGCUCAGUAGAAAGAACGGCUGUACCGUUCUAG
Molecule: messenger RNA, 1318 nt
Organism: Porites lobata
Lineage: Eukaryota; Metazoa; Cnidaria; Anthozoa; Scleractinia; Poritidae
Source: the annotation of a GenBank genome assembly